CUCCCUUCGCUCCACCCUUUGGUAAUCCAGAACCCUGGACCCACCCACGUCGCUAAUUUAAAUUGAUUGCUGAACAGUUUACUCGGCUGCUACUUACAGCUUUUUGCCCUAAACCGCUUAAUCUUACGAGGCUGCGGAGAGCCAGCGCCGGGUCCCUGUCCAGCGCCAUGAGUCCCGCCCGGCCGUGCGCCCCCGAAGUGCUGGGCCGCCUCAAUUGGCUGACUCCGCUGCUGCCGCUGCUGCUGCUGCUGCUGCUGCUGUGUCCCCGCGCUUCUCUGGGUGACUGCAGGCCUCCCCCAGAUAUGCCUAAUGCUCAGGCAUCAUUGAACGGUCUUACAAGUUUUCCUGAAGGAUCCCUGGUAACAUACACAUGCAAUCAAGGGUUUACUAAACUUCCUAACAAGGCAGACACGGUGUUCUGUCUCAAGGGCGAUGUAUGGUCAGAAAUCGAAGAAUUUUGUAAUCGUAGCUGCGAUGUUCCAACCAGGCUACUUUUUGCAUCUCUUCAAGACAUUUAUAACAGUCAAAAUUACUUCCCACCGGGUACCGUUGUGGAAUAUGAUUGUCGUAGGGGCUACACAAGAAACUAUUCCCUCCCAAAAACUCUAACUUGCCUUCAGAAUUUUACAUGGUCCAAACCAGAGGAAUUUUGCAACAAAAAAUCAUGUCCUAAUCCUGGAGAAAUACUAAAUGGUCAUGUCAAUAUAACAACUGACAUAUUAUUUGGUGGACUCCUCACCUUCUCAUGUAAUACAGGGUACAAAUUAGUUGGUGUGACUUCUACUUACUGUCUUGUUAGUGGAAAUAGUGUUGACUGGGGUGAUCCAUUUCCAGAGUGCCAAGGAAGUCCUCCAACUUCUAAUGUCACACCAGCUCCUCAGAAACCCACCACAGUGGAUGUUUCAGGUACCAAAGCCCCAUCAACUCCUCAGAAACCCACCACGGUGGAUGGUUCAGGUACCAAAGCCCCAUCAACUCCUCAGAAACCCACCACAGUGGAUGUUCCAGGUACUAAAACUCCAUCAACUUCUCAGAAACACACCACAGUAAUCGUUCCAGCUACAGAAGUCGCAUCAACUCCUCAGGAACUCACCACAGUAAACUUUUCAGCUACAGAAGCCCCAUUGACUCCUCAGAAAUCCACAUUAAAUAUUCCAGCUAUAGAAUUCCCCUCAUCUCAGAAACCUAUCACUGCAAAUGUUGCAGCUACGGAAGCCACAUCAACUCCUCAAAAACCCACUAAAAUAAAUUCUUCAGCUACAAAGACCCUACUAAUUUCUCAUAAAUCCACCUUACAUGUUCCAACUAAUCCUCAGAAACCCACCUCAAAUAUUUCAGUUAUGGAAAACCCAUCAACUCCUCAGAAACCCAUCACAGCAAACGAUUCAGUCACAAUAGCUAAAAUAACCCCUGUAUCAAAUGCUCUGUCUAUAGAGACCCCUCCAGCAGCCCAGACUCCCAUCAUGGCAAAUUCUUCUGUUACACAAGCUACCCCCAAAACCCAAAGACUCACAACAGCAAAAGCUUCAUUUACACGGAGUCUUCCAGGAACACAAAAGUUCACUGCUGUACAUGCUCCAGUGACUAAGAGUCUCCACACAACACAAAGACUGCCCUCUGCUCCUAUUUCAGCAACACGGAGUACAGCUGUUCCCAGGCUAACCACGCCUUCUCAUGCAAGCACACCUACAGGAAAAGGAACCCCUUCUGCAGGGGUUAACUCCAUUGUAUUUGGAUUUGUUGCUGGUACUUUAAUAAUUGGCAUCGUAAUUCUAGGCAUAAUUUUCUGGGACCGUGGAAAAUCAGGCGUUUACUACCCUCAGGAAAACAACAAAGCACAAAAUGUCACAUUGCAUAAUUUAAAUGAGACUGGUAAUGCCUCAGAAGUAUGACCUUGUGGUAAAUGAUGAAAGGACAUACAUUUGUAACACUGACCGUUUUGCUAAUGACACUAGCAGCCACUGGCUAUUUGAUCUAGCCAAAGAAGAGAGAAGAAGAAAGUGCACAGAAGUACACAGACUACUUGUAGUUUCCUAUAAGUUUCUGGAGCCGUGGACACAAUAUAUGCAGUAGUGCUCUUCAUUUUGCAUGUUAUCAUUGUCUUUAAGGUGCAUAGAAAUGUCAAUGAUGCAAGAAGA
Messenger RNA from Phyllostomus discolor (pale spear-nosed bat), 2138 nucleotides. RefSeq names its product CD55 molecule (Cromer blood group) (gene CD55). The record is from RefSeq and is a predicted model, not a curated record. NCBI's taxonomy places the organism in Eukaryota, Metazoa, Chordata, Mammalia, Chiroptera, Phyllostomidae. The coding region runs from base 168 to 1892 and encodes 574 amino acids. The transcript is spliced from 10 exons.